Lytechinus pictus (painted urchin) is the source of this 4779-nucleotide messenger RNA. Its product is annotated as E3 ubiquitin-protein ligase Su(dx)-like. The transcript has 4 exons. Lineage: Eukaryota; Metazoa; Echinodermata; Echinoidea; Temnopleuroida; Toxopneustidae. Bases 231 to 644 code for a protein of 137 amino acids. The record is from RefSeq and is a predicted model, not a curated record.
UGUAUGUUAUGUUAUCAAUUGGCGAUUCGAUUGUAUUGUGCCUCUUGCAUGCUGCGUUGACAAGACAAGCACCGUAGCUAGUAAAACUAACGUUAGAAUCUACACAACCAAGAACAGGAUUACUUGUUUCAUUAUUUUCAAGAAAAUGCCGACAAUUUUACCCGGAUUUUAGUAUAUAUCAUAGUGAAUUAGUGGAUAGUACAAGCUGUGUUUAAAUCUGCUGUGCAGUGAUGGCGGAGCCAGAUGGCGGGACAUUGUCCCAACUUCAUGUUACAAUUCAAUCAGCAAAUCUAAAGGACACAAACAGUAGCUUCUUCAGUGGAAAGGGUGAUCCUUAUGUUGAGAUGGUGGUUGAUUCACAGCCCCCUCGGAAGACAGAAGUUGUAAAAAAGACAUGGAACCCAAAGUGGGAUGAACAUUUCACUGUAUUGGUCAAACCAACAGCAGAGUUACAGUUUAAGGUUCUGAAUCACUUCAAUAUCAAAAGUGAUGUCACUUUAGGAACAGCUUCAGUUAAACUUUUACCCCUUCUAGCGAAGCAUAACGGCAAUGGUAUGAACUUUGCAUUGUUUUAUUAUUUUAUUGUUUCAAAAUUUAAUUUGAGUGUAUUUGAGAUAAGAGGGGGACAAGAAAACCCAAUGUGACAAAUGUUCAAUAUAUUUGACAUGGAAUAUGUUAUUUUAUUUAGUGCUGUAACAUCAAGGUUAUUUUCAAUUCCUUUUAAAGGGAAUGGUUUUCAGAUAAACGAAAACAUCACACCUUUGCCAAAGUUGCCGCCUAUAGUGUGGGAGCAUGUGAGGACACAUAAAAGUCAUAUGGUUUGGUCUUUGGAUCGUUCUACUUGUAAUAAAAAUGGGGGUAAAGUUUAUUAUCUUUCAAUAUUUCCCUAUAUUUGCCAGUUGAUGAACAUAUUAAGUUACCCAAAUAAAGACAAAAUUAUCAAAAAUGUCGCUGGAAAUAAAAAUUUUCUUGGGAGCAGCCGUCUUGUUCCCUGACAUCUAUUCAUUCUUGAUGUCAAACUUUACUUUAAAAAAUUACACGAUUUUCUUUUUUUUUAUAAUAUAAAUAUUUUCUUUACAACUAUUUUUUGUUGUAAUUUUGGACGGAUUAAGCAAUAAAAGUGAAAUCCUAAUUUUUCUGUGAAAGAGGCCAUAUGACUCUUUCACUAUUAUUUACAGAUGUAAGAUUUCAUUUCAUUGUAUUUUGUCCUGUCAAAAAUGACCCCCCAAAAUUUAAAGGCACUAACUUACAUGUACUAAUGUUAGUAGAAAUAGGAGAGUCCAACAUUUACAACAGGAGUUUUUUUUUGAGAAACAGGUGGGUCCAUGAUUUAUGCAGAUACAUAUAUACAGUAUAUCUUUGCUUUUUUCACUUUUCCCAUUAUAGAUAUAAACACCUACAGUACAUGUAAAGCUGUUGAAAGUAGUUGCACCACAGUUCUAGAGCACGCACAUUUCCAGUGCAAAUGUAGUGUUGUAGGCUGGGGAUGUCCAAGAAUGUUAUGUCUCUCAAAAUCCACUAGUUUCGCAGCUGCUAUUUCAGUGUCUGAAGCAUUCUGAGAGGCAUCUCUAAACCUGAUAUUUUCAUGGCUUCCAUUUUUGUCUCACCUGCAUAGCAGAGUGAGACUAUAGGCGCCACUAUUCUGACAGCGGUGGCGUCAACAUCAAAUCUUAACUGAAGGUUAAGUUUUUUAAAUGACAGCAUAACUUAGAAAGUAUAUGGACCUAGUUCAUGAAACUUGGACAUAAGGUUAAUCAAGUAUUAUUGAACAUCCUGUCUGAGUUUCAGGUCACAUGACCAAGGUCAAAGGUCAUUUAGGGUCAAUGAACUUAGACCAUGUUGGGGGUAUUUGUUGAAUUACCAUCAUAACUUUGAAAGUUUAUGGAUCUGAUUCAUAUAACUUGGACAUAGGAGUAAUCAAGUAUUACUAAACAUCCUUUAUGCUAGUCUUAUGUUUCAUCAACUGCCCUUGAAUAUAGUAUUCAAAUUUAAAGUGCAACAGCGCCAUCUCCUGCUAAACUAUAGCCAUGCCCUUCCAAUUGUGUCAACCCUAUUCCUUCCCCUCUGUUUUUUCGCAACUGUAAGUAUCUUUUCAACCAAACUUGGAUGGUAGAUGGAUUGGGGGACCUGCAUGUUAUGCUGCAGUCGGAGGUCACAUAGUAAGGUCAAAGGUCAUUUUCAGGUCAACGUUAAAGUUUACAUGCAAAACUCUCUUAUGACAACUAACUCCGCAACCGUAAGUCACUUUUCAACCAAACUUGGAAGGUAGAUGGACUUGAAGAACCUGCAUAUAAGGCUGAAGUCAGAGGUCACAUGGUAAGGUCAAAGGUCAUUUUCAGGUCAACGUUAAAGUUUACAUGCAAGAUUCUCUUAUGACACCUAACUCCGCAACCGUAAGUCACUUUUCAACCAAACUUGGAUGGUAGAUGGACUUGGGGGACCUGCAUGUCACGCUGCAGUUGGAGGUCACAUGGUAAGGUCAAAGGUCAUUUUCAGGUCAACGUUAAAGUUUACAUACAAGACUCUCUUAUGACACCUAACUCUGCUACCGUAAGUCUCUUUUCAACCAAACUUGGGUGGUAGAUGGACUUGGGUUACCUGCAUGCUAUGCUGCAGUCGGAGGUCAAAUGGUAUGGUCAAAGGUAAUUUUCAAUUUAACGUUAAAGUUUACAUGCAAGACUCUCUUAUGACACCUAACCCCGCAACCGCAAGUCACUUUUCACCAAAACUUGGAUUGUCGAUGUAGUUAUGAGACCUGCAUGUCAUGCUGCAGUCGGAGGUCACAUGGUAAGGUCAAAGGUCAUUUUCAGGUCAACGUUGAAGUUUCCGUGCAAGACUCUUAUGACACAUAACUCUGCAACCGUAAAUCACUUUUCAACCAAAUUUGGAUGGUAGAUGUACUUAGGGGACCUGCAUGCUAUUGUGUUGGGAGGUCACAUGGGAUGGUCAAGGUCAACAUUAAAGUUUACGUGCAAGACUCUUAUGACAAGUGUUAUUCCAUCCCAGUCAUUUCACUAUGAAGUUUCGAUACAAUUCUGUUGCGUGCCCUCGCAAAUCACAACAUUUCUGGUUAUUUUCAUAAGUGGGCGAGACACAAAUCGCUCUUGCCUUGUGUUCUUCUCGACAAACAGACAAACAACAUAGGAGAGGAAGAGUUCCGACUCAUCUCCAAGCGACCCCAUCUUCACCGCCAUGGACAAGUCUUCCUCAGGUGAGGUUUUUCCAAAGUGGCGGUGAGUAUGAAGGCAAACGUGAGAGUCAAUUGCGACGGGCUAGAGAGAGAGGGUGAAACCGUGUUGCCUAUAAUGAAAGACGUUCUCAUGCCCUCAAGGAUGACCAAGGACCCUGGGUCAGGAGGGGAACCCUGAAUCCGUUGUGUUUUCCCCAUGUCUGCCCGACCCAGUGGUCAUCGGGUCACAGGGCCAGGGCGUGGUCUCUCUCCCCGGCAUUUAAAUCGGCUAGGCUCGAUACCCCGUAAGACCCGUUUUCACAGGCUCGGGCAAAGGGCAGUCAGACCCUAGCCGCAAUAGACGAGUGGACUCGACUCUGUCAGCUCCUUGAGCUGGUUUGACCCCGUCGAACCCCAGUGUGGUGAGAUGGACAUUACCUGGUCAAGCGAGGUGCCUCGCCCGACCCUGUCUCUUGUACCUUCUGUUUUAAGAAGAAUUAGAGUAAGAACAUAAGCCCCGACAGCCAGGGCAGUCUUACCUUUGCUUGUGGUGAGAUGGCUAAGGUUUCCCGCAUUGGGGCCUAUUUUACUGAGCUGUAAUAUGUGCCACCUCGAAGUUUAAAGGACCUAAGAAAUUGACUCUACUGUUCGCGACAAGUGGUCCUGGGAGUGGACACAGAGAACUGUUGAUGAUACUUUGACUGCAGAAUACAUAAGAAAACUCGCCUUACCUGGCAAGGCUUACUUUUCUUGGUGUGAUUCUGAAAUAACUUAUCAGAAAGGAGGUUGCAGUGUUAUAUGACAAAACAUGCUCAAAAAGAAGCACAAGGAAAACAAGAAACUUAGACAGACUAAUUACAGUUUUAACUGGUAAGUUACAUGUAAGUAUUACCAUUUUGAAUUAAUAAACAUUCAGGACAUAAGUGGAAGUUUUUAGGAUGUAUAUCACAUUAACCAAAAUAGGUAAAUUAUCACAAAUUGACUAGACCCUAGAUACAACAUAUUCUGUUGGAACUUAUUGCAUCAAUUGGCUCAUAGAGAUAGAGGUCUAAAGUCACUAAAGUGUUAUUUCUAAUGUUGGAAAUUUCUUAUCAAUAGUGCGCAGUUACUUAUGAAGCCAUGUUGAGGACAUGGAUAUAAAAAAAUUGCUGGCGCUAUCUCAUAUGUACAUGAUAUUAAGUCGUACGUACGAUAUAAUUUUUUCAAAUCCAUGUCCCUAAUGGGGCUUCGUAGAACUUACUACUAUUAUAGACCUCCUAGCACUGCCAUAAAAUAUGAACUUAAUUAGUCUGAUAUAUCGUUUAUCAUUCUUAAACUUAUUCAUAUAGUAUAUUGAUGUAUUUAUACCCAUUGUUGCCAAAAUAACUUCAUGAAAAUAAAGGAAAUAAAUGUUCCAUUUUGCUUCAUUUCUUUUAUUGGAAACAAUCAUAUAUUUUAAAACUGAAAAACAAAACUCUGGGGGAAUAUUCAGGGGAAAAAUAGAUGAGCAUUGCACACAUGCAUUGCAUUAUCAUUUCAAUUAUAAUAAUAAUAAUAUUUGUAGGGCGCUUUAUACUGGUGUUUCAAAGCGCACAGGUUGGCAGAUUAUAAUAAUAUACAAUCAAUCUAUU